Molecule: messenger RNA, 10140 nt
Organism: Tachysurus fulvidraco (yellow catfish)
Lineage: Eukaryota; Metazoa; Chordata; Actinopteri; Siluriformes; Bagridae
Gene: map1aa
Product: microtubule-associated protein 1Aa
Exons: 7
Coding region: 10-7749 (2579 amino acids)
Biological process (GO): dendrite development; microtubule cytoskeleton organization; axonogenesis
Cellular component (GO): microtubule; neuronal cell body; dendrite
Molecular function (GO): microtubule binding; actin binding
Source: RefSeq, a predicted model, not a curated record
GUAGUUGUCAUGGUAAUGGCAGGGGAUGAUGGUGGGGUUGCCAUGGAGAUGGAUGUUGGAGCCGCUCGUGCCGCAGUAGACAGUAAGGAGCUGUGUGUUGCUCAGACUUUCUGCUCCACGCGAUAUUAUCUGCUUAUAGUGAUUGGGGACAUUGGAACGGAUCAUCAGCUGCACAAAGUGAAAGAACAAAUAAAACAAGGGCUCCGGUCAUGGGAGAUUGAUCAGACAGUGUGUGAUUUGGACAAUGAGCUCCAGCUCUUUAGAGACAAGCAUUCAGCUCAGUUCUCUUCAGAGGUGAAAGGACAAAGAAUUCUGCAAUACAAGAGUGAUGUCCUUGAGACAGUUGUAUUGGUGAAUCCAUCUUUGAACAAUAUUGCUAUAGAGAUCAGAACACUCCUCUGUGAUUCAGCUAAACACAAGUUAUUGGUCCUGAGCGGUCAGAGCACUGAACAAGGUGGUGACAUCAUCCUGAACGGUGGAGUAUUUGACUGGAAGAAUUUCUCGGACAUCAUCAAAAUUCAAAGAAUUAAGAAUUUCCUGAACCAGUCCGGUCCAGGUGAGCGAGCGUGUCUGACUGUGUGUUGUGACGGAGAGGGGGCCUGGAGCUCCCUACCUCUCAACCAAGAACAGAACCUGUUGGAGUACCGAUAUAACCCUGACCCUGUGCUCCCUGAGAUGGAGGGUAUUACAGAAUUUACAGAUUAUGUCUCUGAGACUGUGGAUAUUACUUCCCCCUUUGAGCUUCUGGAGCCACCCAGCUCAGGGGGAUUCCUGAAGUUGUCCAAGCCAUGCUGCUACAUCUUCCCUGGAGGCAGAGGAGACUCAGCCCUGUUCGCUGUUAACGGCUUUAACAUACUAAUUGAUGGUGGUUCAGACCAAAAGUCUUGCUUUUGGAAACUGGUGCGACAUUUGGAUCGGAUUGAUUCUGUUCUGCUUACCCACAUUGGAGCCGACAAUCUUCCUGGGAUAAAUGGACUGUUGAGGAGGAAAAUUGCAGAACAAGAAGAGGACCAUUCUCAAGGCUCAAAUGCCUAUGGAGAAUGGAUGAAAAACCUGAUUUCACCUGAGCUUGGUGUGGUUUUCUUCAACGUUCCAGAGAAGCUAAAGAUGUCAGAAUCAACUUUGAAAGUUAAAAGGAGCAUUGAGGAGGCAUCUCUUACGUUGCAGUACCUCAGCAAACUAGGUAUCAAACCUGAGCCCCUCUAUCGAGUUGUUAGCAACACAAUCGAGCCUGUCACCCUUUUUCACAAAUUGGGUGUUGGGAGGUUAGAUAUGUAUAUUCUAAAUCCAGUAAAGGACAGCAAAGAAAUGCAGUUUUUUCUACAAAAAUGGGCAGGUAACAGUAAGGCUAAGACUGGCAUUACCUUGGCCAAUGGAAAAGAGGGAGAAAUAUCUGUUCCGUACCUAACAUCAGUAACGGCACUUGUUGUCUGGGUUCCAGCGAGCAUUACUGAAAAGAUAGUGAGGGUAUUGUUUCCUGGAAAUGCACCACAGAACAAAAUUUUUGAGGGCCUGGAAAAGCUAAGGCAUCUUGACUUUUUACGUUAUCCAGUUGCUACUCAAAAAGACAUAUCAUCUGGUGGCCCACCUUCAGUCAUCAAACAAACAAAACUUAAGCCAAGGACUGACAGCAAGGAAAGCCUCAAGUCUUCACCCAAAAUACUUGCCACUACUAAAGCGAGCAAGAAAGAGGCAAAUGAGGACAUUGAAUCAAAAAGCGACUCAGUAAAAGAGACUAAAAUGGAAAAGAAACCACAUAAAAUGCAAGAGAGUGUUAAACGUUCCAAACCAGUGAAAGCCAGUACAGAAAUCACUGAUACAGCGAAACAAGAGAAGAAGAAGUUGUUAAGAGAGAAAUCCCCUAAGAAACAUGCCAAAACAUCAAAAAUGGAGGAAAAGAAGGAUAAAGAAAAGAAACAGAUUAAGAAAGAAAAGAAAGAAAUAAAAAAGCAAGACUCUGUUAAGAAAGAUGACAACAAGGAAUCCAAACUGAAGGCAGAUUCAAGUAAGCCAGAAUUAAGGAAGAUCACCAAAACUGACUCAAAACCCUUCACCCCUGAGGUCAAAAAGACUCUUAACAAAGCAAAGGUUCAAACCAAGCCGAAGACAGAAAAAACAAAAGCAACCAAGGAGCGAGAGAACAGACCUGCUGCACAAAAGGUUUCAAAAGAGAUACAGGAAAAUGACAGAUCCCUGGUCUCCUCACCAGAAGACCUUACCAAGGAUUUUGAAGCACUGAGACAAGAAGAACUUUCUAUGCUUGCAGAGAGCAAAGUGCUUUCAAAUCUCGAAUCCACAACUUUACCUGACACACGUAUUGUGUCGCCGGAUGAAGGAAUCCCCACUACUGACAAUGAGACGGAAUCCCCUCAUGAGGAAAAACAGGUGCAUGGAGAAAAGACAAUGAAACCCCUAACAAAAACAGCAGACAAAUUUGAGGAUGAGGGUGCUGCAACAGAAGAUGACUAUGAGGAAGAAUACAACACUGAGACCAAAAUAUCUAAAACUUCAGGUCUCACAGAGAAGCCAGACUUCAAGAAGAAUGAAGAUCUUGAAAAGAAACAUAAAAAGAGUGACAGUGAGGAGGAAGAGGAUGUUAUUGAAAAAGCUGAGCUGGAGGAAGCAGAGGAUAUCGUUCAUGAGGAAGAGUUGAAAUAUAAGAGUGAGCAGGUGAAAAAAGAAACUAUUAGCAAAGACUCAGACAUCAAACAAAUUGACACUAAAACGAUCAAACCUGCUGGUGCCACUGAACACAUCUCCUUCAUCCAAGAUGAAACCAUUCCUGGAUAUUCAGAGACCGAACAGACCAUUUCUGAUGAGGAGAUCCAUGAAGAGACAGAAGAAAGGAUCCCUCAUCUCCGCUAUGAUGACGUCUCUGUCCCCGAUCAACCUGACUUUUUCUUCCAAGGCAUGAAGGACAUAAAACCCCAAACCACAUCUGUUGCACCCGAGUUAACAACAAAGAUAAACAGUGAGGUCCAAGAGCCACCUUUAUCAACAUAUUCCAUGAAUAUCAUUGCAGCACCAUUAGCCGAGGAAGAACAUAUAUCCUCAGCUACCUCCAUUACAGAGUAUGACAAAUUAUCCUCUUUUGCUGCAUCCGUUACUGAAGAUCAGUCUAUUGCCUCUGUGACAGCACCUCCGACCGAGGAACUCGGAAAAAGCUCUUUACUCCUGGACAAUGUGAACAGUAUGCAGUCAUCCAAUCGUACAGAAGGAAAAGAAUACCUACAUUCAGCUGGCACAAUCUCUCCAACAUCAUCUUUAGAAGAAGACAAAUGCUUCAAGUCACCGCCAUCAGAAGAAUACCAACCCACUGUUCCAGAAAUGGAAACUGCCAGAAAACCCAGCACUCAGACACAUGAAGAUGAUGAUGAAGAUGAAGAAGAGGAAGAUGACCAGACACCCAAUGUUGACAUGCCUCUUGGAAAACUCCAUGAGGGAUAUGCAUCUGCCACACUGCAGGAACAUCUUGAUAAAUGCCCUUCCUCAAUGGGACCUCUUUUAUCUCCUGGAACACUUUCUGUCUCACAAGAAAAGAAUGAAAAUGACUUUUCUCCAGAUGAACCCAAAAUAGAAAGUGCUGAGAAACCACUAUCUGGUGCACCCUGUGUCUCCAGCACACCGGAAGCAAGUGGUGCUUCCGAACCAUCAGAGAGAUGUGCAAGUCCAGAUGAUAGCACCAUGAGAAUGGCUUCACCUACACAGUCAGGCCCUACUAGCAUUGGCUAUUCACCUACUGAGGAAAAGGCACCAAAGUCUUUAGUUAUGGAGAAAGAGGACAGAUUGGACAAGGACAUAUACAAUGUUCAAAUGUUAACUAAACCUGAGACGGUUGUAGACACUAAUGCAAACAAAAAGACUAUGAUGGAGGAUGGAGGGGAUCCAUUCAUUGGUGGCUUCUCAAGCACAAGGGCAACAUUUGACGAUUCGGGUGAAGAAGAAGAUGAUGUUGAUGAAGAGGAAGUACAAGAUUAUUUUGGAAAGGGAGAGAUUACGACCUGUGCUAAAACAAAAUACAAAGAAGAAAGGGAGUGUACAUUCCUUGAUGAAGAUGACAUUUCUGAGCCCCAAGCUUUAAAAGAGGAAAAGCUAAUUAAAAAGGAGAAAGAGGAAGCAGAUCAAAAAGAUAAACCACAAGACAUGACCACAUACUUGGAGAAGGAACAGAAGUCCCAGAUGCUGAGCUCUGAAGAAGAGGAAGAGAGUGAAGAUGAAGAGUGCACUUACUCAAGCAUAAAGGGUCACCAGGACAAGUUUGAUUCGGUGUCAGCAGCCUAUACCAAUAAAGAUGUGUCAUUCUCAGAGAGAGAUGACUCAACCGUGAACUCCAAAAAUGGAGAUAAAAGUGUACACUUCAACUUGUACUCUUCCCCUCAGUCUGAAAAGGAUGUUAAAGAAGACCGUAUGAGGGAAAUAAGGCAGGAUACCCCUUACGUAGGAAAGAGUUUUACAUAUUCUGAUGUAUAUGACAGUAAAUCUAGUUCUGUGGAUUCAUACUCUCCUAACUUACCGAAAGACACCGAUAAGUCUGAUGAUCGUAAUGACACCCUGAAGGAAGCAGAGAAAAAAGAUUCCAUAUAUACCUUCGUGGAACCUUCAAAGAUGUCAAAUUUGGAGGAAUCUUACAUAAAGGAUGUGUCAUCACCAUCAUACAGUGAAACCAAAACAUCUGGACAUGUUUUAGAUGACAAAUCUACAGACAUGUUAACUGAGGCCAAAAAAUCAUCACAUUCAUUCUCACCAGAAAAAGACAUAUUUUCUGUUCAGUUCGACAAGCCUGUCGUUAGCGGAAAGACGGAAGUAGGUGAUAAACCAUCAAGCGAUUAUAAAGAGGACUUUUCUUUGACAGCUCAGUCUUUCGGUGUGGAAUCAAGAGCAAGUGCACUAGAGAUGAAGAUGUUAGCACAUGGAGAGGAUGAUGAUGAUGACGAUGACGAAGAUACCGAGGAAGAAGAAGAUGAUGAUGUUUACAAGAGGCGUGUCGGUGACAGUGAUACGGAAAAAGAUGCUAAAUACGGAAUAACAAAAGAUUUAAGCGUGUUAUGUGGUACCACUAGCAAAGUGCCACCUGAUUUCAAGGAGGAAAAGAAGGAGACCUCACAGGAUUAUAGUUUUGGCUCUGUCAACUAUGACACAUCCCCUUUUAAAGAAACAAUGAGUCAUAAAAACACAGAGAAACCGUCUGAAACAGGUAAAAAUGAAGUGUCAUCACCACUCUCUGGCAGCUACAUGACAGAAUAUUCUGGAUAUGAAUAUUCUUAUGGCGAGGUGAAAAAGUCUGUCCCAUCCAGUCAUUUAGCCAAAGAUGAUAGCUAUGGUCAGUCUUUCUUAUCCUUAUCCACAAAACCAAGUGAAGACAAAUAUUACCAUGAUGACAAAGACUUUGAGUUUGAAAAGCAAAAGACACCAGACAUUUUACCAAAAAAACCUGCUGACUCUGUUUCACUCGGCUUCAGCUAUACAACUACAUCAGCCACGGCAUACUCCUCCUCUUCCUCCUACAGUCACUCCUCCUCUGCCUCCGCCUCUCUCUCCACUAGUCGCCAGUUUGGAGAUGAGGUAGAAACUCCAGCGAGUGUUGGAUAUGAGUAUUCACCCUUUAAAGAUGAGCACUCUCCUGUGGUAGAUUCACCAUUCUCCAGUUCUGUUGGGAUGGUUAAAGAUGAGUAUUUGGAAGUGUCAGAGAAGAUGACUCCCAUCACCACCACAGCUGAGCCCAUUCCCAGCGUAGCAAAGGUUUCACCAAUAUCAUCUUUUGAGGAGAUCAAACCCUUACCUUCUCAUCCACUUACCUCUGCAGUGGAUAAAAGAGAAGAGCUUGCCAGCAGUGCAGGUAGUGCUUUUGAGAAAGGCCCCCAGGGUGCAUGCUUUUACAAGCCAGAAUGGGAGGCAAAUACAGGUUUGCAGGGUGAAUAUGGUGCCACUGGACCUUACAAUCUUCUCUCCAGGUGUUCUGAGAAAGACACUAUGAAAAAAGAUGUGUUUGGUGCUUCCUCAAUACCUCAUGCUGAUUUACCCGAGAAACAAUAUUAUGAAGAUACUGAGAGUAGCGAAGAGGAGGAAGAUUACAUUUGUGAGUCUGAACAGGACAAACUGCACUAUCAUAGUUCUCCAUUUACAGCUGAUGCAGAUAAGAAAGAUGAUAUGUUUUCCAUGACUGAGAAACUGUCUUCUGCCAGUAAAGUAGACACAUUUCCAGACAUGCUUACAUACACUUCUUCAAUACCACAGACUACAAACGGACCUUCAGAGGUCAAUAUGGCAGCACCAGAGGCCUUUGCGGACACCAGCAGGGUUACAUCCAGCCUACAAAAAACUGAACUGAAAGGUGAAAAAUUUGAAGCAUGCAAAAUCAGGAACCCAUUUGAAUGGGAGAUGCAGCAGCAAAGAGGUGUUUACCCAGGAGAAUCGCCACCUCAUUAUCGUCAUGAGGAUGAAUAUGAGGAAGAAGAGGAAAGGGAGCCUGUGCAGCCACCUCGUCCUCUUUCUCUUUCAUCUGCAGAUCAGUCUUUCCCAUCCUCCUACUAUAAAGAAGAUCCAAGCAAGCCUGACCAUGCUUCUGAUGCAUAUACGGGUGUCGGGUCCUUCUCCUCUUCCCCAGGGUACUCUUCUUCUGAGUAUAAACAGAGAAAGGGAGACACGUCCCCAUCAUUUAUCAACCCCAGCAUUUGCCAGCUGUCCAGUGAUGAGGAAGAUGAGGAGCAAAGAAGCCAGGAUGCAGAUCAGCAGCAGCCAUCAGGCAAGAACCGCUCCCACAGCCAGCCGCAGCAUGGUUCCUGCAGAGGAGACAGUGAAUCACAGCACCUGUCAGGAGCCAUGGCAGCAGGGACUGGCCUAGCUGGAGAUGACACACCUCCAACCUCUGUCAGUGAAUCUCUACCCUCACAGACAGAUUCUGAUGUUCCACCUGGAACAGAGGAGUGCCCCUCCAUCACAGCAGAAGCAAAUGCAGAAUCUGAUGAGGAUGCAGAUUAUCUCCCUGUGGACAAAACAUCUGGAGCCUAUGGUGGAAAGCAUUUUUCAUCCCGGUCAGAUAAAAAUCAUGAUCCACUGCCCUCACCAAUGAUGGAUCCGGCCCCUUACCCACCUCAUCCUGAUGUCUGCAUGGUAGACCCAGAUGCUCUAUCCAGCCUUACUGACAAACCUUUAAAGAAAGACCCAAAAACAAAGAGCUUUCGCAAAUCAAGUAAGUCAAGGUCACCAGCCAGGAAAGCUGACGCCAUUCAUAAGAGGUCUCCAUCAAAGGAUUCCUCUCCUCGUUCCACCUCUCUGAAAAAGAAGGACUUAGAGGACGAUUUAUACAAGUCAAGUCACAACACUGGCAAGGGCCUUGUCAAUGGAGUUAAAUCUAUUUCAGGAUCAAACAGUACAAAAUCCAGUUCUGCUGCACCCUCUGGUUCUCCAAUCUUUGUGGACUUGGCCUACAUUCCAAACCACUGCAGUGCUAAAAAUGUCGACCAGGAGUUCUUCAAACGUGUGCGCUCAGCCUAUUAUGUAGUGAGUGGGAAUGACUCCAGCAGUGAAGAGCCUAGUCAUGUUGUCCUGGAUGCAUUGCUGGAGGGAAAAGCACAGUGGGGCUCUAAUCUACAGGUGACAUUGAUCCCUACCCAUGAUACAGAAGUGAUGAGGGAGUGGUACCAGCAGACCCAUGAGAAGCAACAGGAGCUGAAUAUCAUGGUUCUGGCCAGCAGCAGCACAGUUGUGAUGCAGGAUGAAUCAUUCCCUGCUUGUAAAAUUGAGUUCUAAGUCUGGCAUGGCUCCCAGGUUCACACUUUUACACUUAAACAAUCCUUUAUCGCCUUAUUUGUCAUUUCUUCAGGGUAACAAACUUCCUUUGAUAUCAUUGUCCAUAGUUACUCAGUAGUCUCUAUCUCUCCAAAAAUGGUUUUGGUCCUUAUAACAUUCCCAAUCCCGAAUGAGGAUGGUAUUAUCUAGAAAGACUUUAGCAGGAUGUGCCUUUAACUUUAGGAUUUUCAGUUUACUUUCUCACUUUGAUGAAGAAAGAAUUUUCUUUUCAGUUGGUAAUUGUUUGAUUUUUUUUUAAUGUUUUUUUAAUUUUUUUUUUAUUAUUAUUAUUUUUACAAUUCUCAUUUUCACUUUAAUUUUUUUGUAUUAUUGAAUGAUGCAGUUACAUCAUUCAGAAUAAAAGGUUAAACGGUUAAAACAUCCCAGUUUUAUAAGGCACACGUCAAUCAGAGCUCAUUUGGAGUUUGUUACUUUACCUUUAAUUUAUUCUUAUAUUAUUUAUGCAUGUAUUAUUCUUCUGCACACAAUUUCAGACCUACAUAUACUGUAUGCUCUCUGUUCUCUCACACAUACUCCACAAAAUAUCAUGUAUUAAUCACGUAAUCUGUUCUUCAGAACCUAAUUACAUGCUGGUAACCGUACAUACAGUUUGCAGAAUAUUUACCGGAUAAAUGUUUAUUCUGUCGCCUUGGUGAGAAGUAGAAAACAGCUAAGGGUUUUAAAUGAAUAGCACCACAAUGUACCAGCCUAUUACAGUGUAAAGCUCCAAUGUAAACAUGCCUUUAGACAGACAGAGAGGACAAACCUCACGAACCAUGACGGAAUUACAUAAAACGAGACAAGAUGGCUGAUGUUCUCUGUGAAGAAUUAGGAUUAGGUGUAGGAUAAGUCAGUGUCAACUGCUGAACUGGUUAUUUUAUGCUGUCAAUGUCCAUAAAUUCAUCAUUUUAAGUUGCUAUAAAAGACCUGUAAUUGUUAUUACAUUUCCAGAUUUGCAGAUUGAUAUCAUGAAAUGUAUCAGCACUUUAUAAUUAUUUUACUUUUAUUUGUACUUAUUUUAAUGCUUUGUGUAUAUAGAAAUGCUGACUGAGAUGGGAAAAGCCAAAGGAACUAGCAAUAGGAAACGAUUGUGAAUGUUAAAUCUUAGGAGCGCUGUAGUUGAUGGAAGGUUUGGAUGGUAUAAACUUGGAUAAGGUUACAUGUUUGCUGCACAAGUGUGGGAGGAAUUAAUGACUAUGAAUAAGCGGUAUCUUUUCCUCAGAUCCAGGAUUGCAUUUAGUUCGGGAUAUUAAUAAGCACAUUGUGGCCUCUACUAGGAAUAAAACCAUUGUUAUUAGAAUAAUGAUUUCCUCAUACAUAGCCCAAAUGUUUAACAUUAACAUUUAAAUGUUUAAGAAUUUAGAGUCAAUAGAAAAAAAUAAAAAUGGCCGAUAAACACGUUUUGAAGAUAUAUGUUAAUUGUCUGCCUAAUACAGUAAAAAUAAUUGGGAUUCAAUUCAACACGUUACCAUUUAUGCACUCUUUUUAAAAUUAAAUUAUAGUAAAUAUGCAUUGUUUUAUUUUGGAAAAGACAAAAUAUUAUUUGAUUCUGAAUAGUACAGUUUGCGUGGCCAGCUGGGAUAGGUCACGUUAAUGUUUACAACAAACGGUAACUUUUUAGCUGCUGGUUAUUUCUAAGUGCUAAAAAGACACGUCCUCACUAACGGUGUCAACAUGGGUUUAAAACGAUUCAGUACAAGGAAAAUAAAUAGUUAAGCAAGCAAAAUGCUUUCGUGUACCUGACUGCCAGAUCGUGUGACCAGAUCACUGAUCGUAUUUUAUUUUCAAGGUAUGUAAGUAAAGCAUCCAUUUUUCGUGAGCAAAAGAACAACUCAAUAACAGAAAAGUUACAAAAACCAAACUCAUUAAUGUGCUGUGCAAAUAAAGCCUCCUUUAGUUGCAGUUUUUUUAAUUAUCCACAUCUUGACAGUAACAAAUCAUUCAAAUCCUGCUUUCCAUUCAGCCUGGCUAGUUUCUGCAUGUGACUUUAAAUUUGAACGUGUGUGUUCUAGUUAAUAAUGAUAUUAAAUACUGUACUAUUUUAAAGAUAUAUAUUUAAAUGCUAAAUGUCUCAAUAGCACAUGUAACCAGGCCACGCUUUAAUUUAACUCUGUGCGGUGUUUAAAAGAACAUACUGGGUUUUUUAUUAUUAUUAUUAUUAUUAUUAUUUCUCCCAGUAAAUUUAUGUCUUCUUUUCAAAGUUCCUUUAGCUCUGUUUCUCUUUUGGUCUUUUUUAUUUUCUGUGCAAUAUGCUGUAUCUAUCUUUGAAGUUUCUCUAAAUGUAGAAUCUACAGAUUUGUUGUAAAAGGGUAAACCUGGUGAUCACCAAUAAAAUACAGUCGUUGAAAUGUU